Molecule: messenger RNA, 1879 nt
Organism: Eurytemora carolleeae
Lineage: Eukaryota; Metazoa; Arthropoda; Copepoda; Calanoida; Temoridae
Product: zinc finger Y-chromosomal protein
Exons: 2
Coding region: 83-1144 (353 amino acids)
Biological process (GO): regulation of DNA-templated transcription
Molecular function (GO): RNA polymerase II cis-regulatory region sequence-specific DNA binding; DNA-binding transcription factor activity, RNA polymerase II-specific
Source: RefSeq, a predicted model, not a curated record
GGUCACUUAAAAUUACAACUAAAGUUCUAAUAUUUCUCUCUUUAUUGUAGAGGAGACAUGUACUGUAUAUGUACAAGGAGAAAUGAAGAAAGAAGAGAUUAAAGAAGAAAAUGUUUAUAUCAAGAUGAAGAAGGAAGUACUCUCUCCUUCUACUGAAGAGGAUACAAGUACUGUAUAUAUAAAGGAAGAAUAUGUUGAGAUGGCAAAUACUGAGAUGACAGAUGAAAUAGUUCUCAUUGAAGAGGAUCCUCUGCUGGUUGGAUCAAAGAUAACCAAGAAGAGGAAACUAGAAGGAGUGAGAUAUCCAUGUGAUAAAUGUGAGUACAAUGCAACCAAAGCAAAUGAUCUUAAGAGACAUUUUGAGAGUAAACAUGAAGGAGUAAGAUAUCCUUGUGAUGAGUGUGAUUACACUGCAACUCGAGCAUUUAAUCUGAAAACUCAUAUUGAGAGUAAACAUAAAGGAGUGAGAUAUCCUUGUGAUAAGUGUGAUUACGCUUCAACUCGAGCAUUUGAUCUUAAAAGACAUAUUGAGAGUAAACAUGAAGAAGUGAGAUAUCCUUGCAACAAAUGUGAGUAUGCUGCAACAACACUAAGUUAUUUAAGAAAUCAUAUUGAGAGUAAACAUGAAGGAGUGAGACAUCCAUGUGAUAAAUGUGAGCACACUGCCUCUUCACCAAGUGCUCUUAAAGUUCAUAUUAAGAGUAAACAUGAAGGAAUAAGAUAUUCUUGUAAUAUAUGUAAGUAUACAGCACCAAGAGUAAAUGAUCUAAAACAGCAUAUUGAAAGAAUACAUGAAGGAGUAAGAUAUCCUUGUGAUGAAUGUGACCACACUGCAUCUACAAGAUAUAAUCUUAAAAUUCAUAUUGAGAGUAAACACAAGGGAGUGAGAUAUCCUUGUAAUAAAUGUGAGUAUGCUGCAACUACAGCAAAUGAUCUUAAAAUACAUAAAGAUAAUAAACAUGAAGGUGUAAAAUAUCCUUGUGAUAAAUGCAAGUAUGUUGCAAAUACUCUGCAACUUCUAAAAAGGCACAUCAAGAGUAUCCAUGAAGGAGUAAGAUAUUCUUGCAAUAAAUGUGAUUUCUCAGCAGCUAGCGCAAGUAAUCUAAAAAGACAUAAUAAGAUUAAACACGAAGAAGCCACAUAACCUUGGGAUAAAUGUGUGUAUGCUGCAUCUGCUGCUGCUUCUUCUUUACACAAAGAGAUAUGAAAAACCAGAGAUAAGCAAACAUUAAAUUUUUAAUCUAAAUCAGCUGUCACACUAUUUUCUGUCGUUUGACGAUUUUUUCUUAUGUGACUCGGUCUUGAUUUCUAAAUUUAAAUUAAAUGCAUAAAAUCACUUUCAUAGCAACCCUGACGGUAAUAAGAGCUAACAAAAUGUAUCUUUUAGUUUCUGGAGUUGGACAACUAUUUUAAACCAACCAAUAUUUUAUGACUUCAAACAAAAAUACACCUAUCACUUACUUUAUAAUUAAUAACUGUCUGUCUUGUGUAUCUUUUAGGAGCGGAAACUUUCUUUAUUUUCCAAUCCUUUAUAGGACACAAAUCAUAUAAGUCUUUAACAUCAGUUGGUACUUGUUUUCUAGUUUUUUUUAUUUAUAUUUGUACAAACUGUAAUUGUAAUUAUUAUUAUUAUUAUUUUUGGUAAAAAAUCAGAGAAGCGUCAAAUGAUUUAAUUUCGUUUUAAUAAUAAAUUUUUUCUGAGAAAAUGGCCAGAAUCAUGAAAAGGGAAGAUUAACAGACAUAUUUUACACACAAUUUACCUAUUGGGCCGUACAGGUCCCACACUAACAUUACCUGGUUGAGUGAAGAUUCUUUAACAUUAUUUAACAUUUAUUUCUUUAACAUUAGUUUUGCAUUAGCGGAGUAAACUUUUCUACAG